Messenger RNA from Trypanosoma theileri, 1029 nucleotides. RefSeq names its product putative silent information regulator 2. Lineage: Eukaryota; Euglenozoa; Kinetoplastea; Trypanosomatida; Trypanosomatidae. The record is from RefSeq and is a predicted model, not a curated record. The transcript has a single exon. Gene Ontology annotation, molecular function: histone deacetylase activity, NAD-dependent; NAD+ binding. Bases 1 to 1029 code for a protein of 342 amino acids.
AUGCAGGACAAUACCAACUCUCCGCAUGUCAUUGGGGAGCCCACCCUUGAGGGACUUGCGAACUACAUUAAGCGCAACAACGUGACGAAGAUUCUCGUCAUGGCUGGUGCGGGAAUAAGCGUGGCUGCCGGUAUUCCUGACUUCCGCUCUCCACAGAGUGGAAUCUAUGCAAAUCUUGGUAAGUACAAUCUCAGUUCACCAACAGAUGCUUUUUCGCUACCGCUUCUACGUGAGCGACCUGAAGUGUUUUACAGUAUAGUACGGGAAUUGGAUCUCUGGCCUGGACACUUUUGGCCAACUGCAGUUCAUUACUUUAUUAAAUUACUCGCUGAUGAGGGACGACUGCUGCUCUGCUGUACGCAGAAUAUUGAUGGUCUGGAACGAGUUUGCGGUAUUCCAGAAUCACUACUGGUAGAGGCACAUGGAUCCUUCUCAUCCGCCUCUUGUAUUGAUUGUCACACCGAAUAUGAUCUUGCUGCAGCAACUCGAGAAGCGAGAGGAGGUAAUGUGCCACACUGCGCGAAAUGUGGUGGUGUUGUUAAACCAGAUGUUGUUUUUUUUGGAGAGGGACUUCCAGAUACAUUUUUACACGCCUUGCGUAGUGUGGAAGAGGCGGAAUUGCUUCUUAUCAUGGGAACAUCUCUUCAAGUACACCCGUUUGCACAACUGGCAUUAGGUGUUCGCCAUAAUGUGCCGCGUGUACUGUUUAAUCUUGAGCGGGUUGGCGGGUCCAUGUUUCGUUUUCCCAGCGAUGUGCCGAAUCCCGCCGAUGGAAGUGUAGACGGCACUGCACAGAGUAUGAGUUGUCGCUCCAACAGCAACAGUAGCAGCAGAAGUAGCUCCAGUGACGGCUACUCGCAGUAUGCACACCGCAUCACACACUCCGAGGGAAUUUGCCGCGAUGUUUUUUUCCCUGGUGACUGUCAGAUAACAGUGAGAGGCCUCGCUAAGGCGAUGGGCCUCGGGGAGCGUCUGGAAUCCAUUAUUCGUGAGGGUGAACAGAAGCGCAGAAGUUUAACUGAAGAGUAA